GCUGGCAAGUCUAUAAGCGUACAAUAUUACCAACCUCGGAAUGUGUUUUCGAUAGUGGGAUAAGCAAAAUGACAUUUGUCAAAUGCCGAAAAAGCGGUGAAAAGUAUUUUACUUUUUUUUCUAAUGUUGGUGAAUGCGUGUUUUGAUGUAAAAUAAUACUUUCAAACACGUAUAAAUCUGUAAAAAUAUAGCUUACAUUUUUAAUAAAAGUUUAAUAGAAACAGACGGCUCAAAGCAUAUUUAGUUGAGGAGGGACAAAUAUGGCUGAAUAUUUGGCGUCCAUUUUUGGCACCGAGAAAGACAAAGUAAACUGUUCAUUUUACUUCAAAAUUGGUGCAUGUCGUCAUGGUGAUCGUUGUUCGCGAAUACACAAUAAACCAACAUUUUCGCAAACUGUGCUCCUACAAAAUCUGUACGUGAAUCCCCAAAACUCUGCAAAGUCAGCGGAUGGCUCCCAUUUGGUAGCCAAUGUUUCCGACGAGGAGAUGCAGGAACAUUACGAUAACUUUUUUGAGGAUGUUUUUGUUGAAUGUGAAGAUAAGUACGGUGAAAUUGAAGAGAUGAACGUAUGCGACAACUUAGGAGAUCACCUAGUAGGAAACGUUUAUAUUAAAUUUCGUCACGAGCAAGAUGCUGAAAAAGCCGCAAAUGAUUUGAAUAACCGUUGGUUUGGUGGACGUCCAGUUUACUCCGAAUUAUCGCCUGUAACCGAUUUUCGUGAAGCUUGUUGCCGACAAUAUGAAAUGGGUGAAUGUACGCGAUCUGGUUUCUGCAAUUUCAUGCACCUGAAACCAAUUUCAAGGGAAUUACGAAGAUACCUCUAUUCUCGACGCCGCCGAUCUCGUUCCCGCUCUCGUUCACCACGUCGCCGUCGUUCUCGAUCUCGUGAUCGCCGCCGUUCACGCAGUCGGGAAGGCCGAGGAGGUGGCGGUGGCGGAGGAGGCGGCGAUGGUCGCAAAGGACGAUACUGAAUGGAUGUGACAAAGACAUAUACCACUAUUCUACAGUACUGGCGGCUUUCAAUCCAUUCGUUUGUAACUGCGUAACUUUGAAAAAAUUAGACCCUCAGCUUUUAAUUUGUAUUUGAUUAUGAAAUAUACCGUGUAUUUCAAACUACUUCACCCAAUGUAUGCAUUUUGAUCAUUAAUCAAAAGGAAAUAAAUCACCUAUUGAGACAUUU
This is a messenger RNA of Ceratitis capitata (Mediterranean fruit fly), 1180 nucleotides long. It is a transcript of the gene U2af38, whose product is annotated as splicing factor U2af 38 kDa subunit. Gene Ontology annotation, molecular function: pre-mRNA 3'-splice site binding; metal ion binding. The coding region runs from base 261 to 971 and encodes 236 amino acids. The transcript is spliced from 3 exons. Gene Ontology annotation, cellular component: U2AF complex; spliceosomal complex. The record is from RefSeq and is a predicted model, not a curated record. Gene Ontology annotation, biological process: mRNA splicing, via spliceosome. NCBI's taxonomy places the organism in Eukaryota, Metazoa, Arthropoda, Insecta, Diptera, Tephritidae.